AUGAGACCUCAAGGGCUUUGGAGGUCUUUCGGCCUCGUCCAGCGCGCAUGCAAUCGCUCCUUUCUAGAGACCGGCUCGGGUCGCCGAACCUUCCAAACAGCCAGUUCAUCGCCACGAGUCCCCGACUUCGCGUUUGCCUUCGACAUUGACGGCGUGCUGUUGCGAUCUUCAAAACCCAUUCCCGGAGCGGCCGAGUCGUUGGCACUUCUCAAGGACCAAGGGAUCCCUUUCAUUCUCCUGACCAACGGAGGAGGGAAACACGAAACAGAACGAGUGGCAGAGAUUAGCGAGAAGCUCCAAGUGCCAUUGGAUCCCUCGGUGAUCAUCCAGAGCCAUUCUCCCUUUGCGGAGCUCGUGCGGGGACCGGAUGAGCAGAGCGCCCUGGAGCACAAAUGCGUGCUAGUAGUGGGAGGUGAAGGCGAUGGCUGUCGCCAAGUCGCAGAGAAAUACGGAUUCAAGAACGUGGUCACCCCCGGCGACAUCUUCAUGGCCAACCCGACCAUCUGGCCAUUUUCCAAGGCAUUCCGAAACUACUACGAAGGAUUCGCGCGGCCCCUCCCACCAUUCAGCCCCCGCGACCCUAAAGACCCAACCAAGGGUCUCAAGAUCGACGCCGUCUUCGUCUUCAACGACCCGCGCGACUGGGCCCUCGAUACACAGGUUAUCCUGGAUGUCCUGCUCUCGUCUCAAGGCGUGAUCGGCACGGUUUCCGAGAAGAACGGCCGAACGGAUCUUCCGAACAGAGGAUACCUGCAGGACGGCCAGCCGCAUCUAUACUACUCCAACCCGGACCUAGUGUGGGCUGCGGCGUACCACCUCCCGCGUCUCGGCCAGGGCGGGUUCCGCGAGGCGCUGGACGGCACCUGGGCCGCUAUCACGGGUGGGCCCAGCAAAGGCGCCGAGCUGAAGAAGACAGUCAUCGGGAAACCGCACCAGGGGACGUAUGAGUUCGCGGAGAACCAGCUACUACGGAACCGCUCGCGGGUGUUCGGCGCGAACAUCCAGCAGCCGCUACGGAAUGUUUAUAUGGUGGGCGAUAACCCGGAAUCAGAUAUUCAGGGAGCCAACACGUAUCGAAGUGUAUAUGGUAGCCAGUGGCACUCGCUUCUUGUGCGAACUGGCGUCUAUAGUGGAGGGGAGCCGACAUGGACCCCCAAGACUAUCGUAGAUGAUGUGCAGAAGGCUGUUGAGUAUGGUCUGAAGACGUCUCAAUGGAUAAAGAAAGGGUUCGCCCAUUUGGGGCGUACAUUUGCGAACAUUCCCAUUCCUGAUUUACCUGAAUGGGUAGAAGCUCAUAAACCGGAAGGAAUGAGACGAGUGUAUGGUCCUCCCGUGGGGAACCCGUACGCUGGGCAGACAAUUAUGAUUAUCGGAGCCGUUGGUGCACUGGGACAUGCAGUAGCCUAUCAAUUCGUUCGUCAUGGUGCUGAACAUAUCUAUCUCACCGGUGAUCGUCUCAAUGAGCUGGUCCAUCUUAAGAACUAUCUCCGAAAUCAUCCAGUCCUGCAGUAUUACAAUUCCAACUACACACUCGAAUUGUGCCAGCUCGAUCUCAGCAAUAGGACGAUGACAAGGAACUUCGUGGAUAUCAUCGUAAGGAGUUGCACCAGCCUCCAUGUGCUUCUUUUCAAUGCAGCAACGUUCUGCCAAAAUUUCCAAGCAUGCGCUGGUCCUGAUCCCCAAAGUCACGCGUCUGAGCGGAUGAUGCAGGUGAAUUGCUACUCGCAAUUCUUGAUAUUCAUGGCACUUAGGCCAGCCCUUCGAAACGCUGGAGUGUCAUCGAACUCGCCCUCUCAUGCCACCUUCGUCACCUGCCGCUGGUUGCGCAACGAGUAUGGAAAAAGCCUCCCCGUCACAUUCGAUCGUCUGCGUGCCCACCUUGCCAAUCCAGCCCAUUUCAAGAAUGGUCGUCAUUUUCAUCUCACCAAGCUGCUCACGACCUUUUGGAUCUAUUAUUAUGCCCAUUUGGCUUCCGUAAAUGACACCCGCGUUAUCGUCAACACGGUUUGGCCAGGCACUCUGAGACGUUCGAGCCUCUAUCGAGAUUGGGGACCAGGGGUCCACCAGGCCAUAGAAGAGGCGCGCGCCCUGCUGGGUCGGAGUUCAAAAAAGGCGGCUCGAGUCGUGCAUGCUGCUACACUGGGUCAUGCUCGAACACAUGGGGAUUGCCUCGCCGAUAAUACCAAGUACUUGUAUGCAGAUCCCCUCCCCGAGAUUUUUCAUGGCUUUGCUGAUGAAUGCACAAGGGGGAAAGAUCUCGUAAUGGAGCAUGCUAAACUAGGCUGCGAACGACUAGUAUACGGUAUGCUCUUGGAAAUAAUGCAGGCCGAGUUCGGCGCUAUGCCUGUUGGAAUACACCCCGUUCCCCCCGACGAUCCUUUGGCAGGUCAAGCUAUUGUGAGCGACCCGUGGGACCGUUUUCAUUCUACAACUAUGGCGGACUCCGAAUUGCCCUCUCGUCCUAAGCCCGAAGAGACUCAGGAUGCCGCUGCCCCCGCUGAGGAGGGUGCCGACGGUAAGAUGAGCAAGAGUGCGUUGAAGAAGGCCGCGAAGGACAAGGCCAAGGCCGAAAAGGCUGCUGCUCGAGCUGCUCAGGAGAAGGCCCAGGCCGCCGCCGCCGAUGCCAACGAUACUGCGAAGGAUCUGUACGGCAAGAUGCCCGAGUCCGAAGACGUGCUGCCCUCGACGCGGUUCACCGAGAUCACCGACGAUCACUACGAGAAGGAGAUCACCGUUGUGGCGCGGGUGGAUAAUGCUCGUGUGCAGAGUGCUAAGCUGGCAUUCCUGAUGCUGAGACAGCAGGGUCUGAAGGUGCAGGCGGUCAUUGCCGCCGCGGAGCCCAUCUCCCGGCAGAUGGUGAAGUUCACCGGCGGCUUGAACGUCAACUCCAUUGUCCAGGUCACCGGUAUCGUCAAGAAGCCCGAGAUCCCGAUCAACUCCGCCUCCCUCAGCAACCUUGAAGUCCACAUCCGCAAAGUCUACAUCAUCGCCGAAGCGCAACAACAACUGCCCAUGCAAGUUAAGGAUGCCGAGCGUCCGCCUCCCGAGACUACCGAGGAGGGUAACCUGGUUGAUGCGGACGGAGCCCCUAUCGUGACGCUCAAGACUCGCCUCGACAACCGUGUGAUCGACCUACAAACGGAGACCAGCCAGGCGAUUACCUGGAUCUCCAGCGGAGUCGCUGAGCUGUUUUCGGAGUACAUGCUGAGGAGUGGUUCGCGGUGGAUCUUCACGCCCAAGCUGGUGGGUGCUGCUACCGAGGGUGGCAGCGGCGUUUUCGAGGUCAAGUACUUCAAGAGGAACGCAUACCUGGCCCAGAGCCCGCAGCUCUACAAGCAGAUGUGUAUCGCCGGUGACAUGGAGAAUGUCUUUGAAAUCGCCCCCGUUUUCCGUGCCGAGGACAGCAACACUCACAGGCAUUUGACCGAGUUCGCCGGUCUCGAUUUCGAGAAGACUUUCCACGGCCACUACCACGAGGUGCUCGAAUUCGCUGAGGACCUUCUCGUCUUUAUCCUCACCCAGCUCAAGGAGCGAUACAAGGACCAGAUCGCCACCAUCCAGAAGUCGUACCCCAAGGCGGGUGACUUCAAGCUUCCCAAGGACGGCAAGGCGCUGCGCAUGAACUACAUGGAUGGAGUUGCCCUGCUGAAGGAGGCUGGAGUCGAUGUUUCCGAGCAGGAGCGGUUCGAGAACGAUUUCAGCACGGCGAUGGAGAAGCAACUGGGUCAGAUCAUCCGCGACAAGUACGACACCGACUUCUACGUUCUCGACAAAUUCCCCAUGGCCGUGCGACCUUUCUACACCAAGGCGUGCCCCAAGGACCCCAAGUUCUCCAACUCGUAUGACUUCUUCAUGCGUGGAGAGGAGAUCAUGUCGGGUGCCCAGCGUAUCCACGACAUCAAGGAACUGGAGGCCUCCAUGAUUGCCAAGGGUCUUAACCCCCACCAGGAGGGCUUCGAGGACUACCUGAACGCUUUCCGCCAAGGUUGCCCUCCCCACGCCGGUGGUGGUCUGGGUCUGAACCGGAUUGUCAUGUUCUUCCUGGGCUUGCCGAACGUGCGGUUGACCUCCUUGUUUCCUCGUGACCCCCAGCGUUUGCGCCCUUAG
This is a messenger RNA of Aspergillus affinis, 4107 nucleotides long. RefSeq names its product putative aspartyl-tRNA synthetase Dps1. NCBI's taxonomy places the organism in Eukaryota, Fungi, Ascomycota, Eurotiomycetes, Eurotiales, Aspergillaceae. Gene Ontology annotation, biological process: aspartyl-tRNA aminoacylation. Gene Ontology annotation, cellular component: cytoplasm; cytosol; aminoacyl-tRNA synthetase multienzyme complex. Gene Ontology annotation, molecular function: ATP binding; aspartate-tRNA ligase activity; RNA binding. Bases 1 to 4107 code for a protein of 1368 amino acids. The record is from RefSeq and is a predicted model, not a curated record. The transcript is spliced from 7 exons.